This is a messenger RNA of Pristis pectinata (smalltooth sawfish), 4640 nucleotides long. Its product is annotated as zinc finger and BTB domain-containing protein 46-like. Gene Ontology annotation, molecular function: protein binding; DNA-binding transcription factor activity, RNA polymerase II-specific; RNA polymerase II cis-regulatory region sequence-specific DNA binding. Gene Ontology annotation, biological process: regulation of transcription by RNA polymerase II. Bases 225 to 3026 code for a protein of 933 amino acids. The transcript has 9 exons. The record is from RefSeq and is a predicted model, not a curated record. NCBI's taxonomy places the organism in Eukaryota, Metazoa, Chordata, Chondrichthyes, Rhinopristiformes, Pristidae.
ACCCACAAUACCAGGCUGUCGUUUCCGCUUGCGGCGAGAGCAGGUUCCUGGUUACUCAGGCUGGGAGGAGGAGGCGGUUUCUUGGGAUCAUUUCUUUUUCCCUCUUGUGUCGGAGUCACUGGUUUCGGGGCCCUGAUCCGCUGCUCCACACAUACAUGGGUUAAUCGGUAAGAUACCUCGUCAUUUAAAACCACUGGGAGAUCGUGAACAAUCCUGGGGACAGAAUGGGAAGGAACUGGCACUACAUUGAUGAAGGGGAAGGACAGCGGGAGAAAGAAAGACAAAUUCAGAAGCAGCAACAAUAUCUGACAAUGAACAAUCGAAAAGAUGAUAUGGAAAUCCCAUCACACUACCGCCACUUGUUACGGGAAUUGAAUGAACAGCGGCAACAUGGCAUCCUUUGUGAUGUAUGCAUCAUUGUAGAGGGAAAAAUCUUUAAAGCACAUAAGAAUGUUCUGCUUGGUAGUAGCCGCUACUUCAAGACUUUGUACUGUCAGGUGCAGAAGAUGUCCUCGGAUCAGGCUACUGUGACUCAUUUGGACAUAGUCACUGCGCAAGGUUUUAAAGUAAUCAUAGAUUUUAUGUACUCAGCGCACCUAGCGUUGACGAGCAAGAAUGUCAUUGAGGUAAUGUCAGCUGCAAGUUAUUUGCAGAUGACAGACAUAGUUCAGGCAUGUCACAGUUUUAUCAAGGCAGCUUUAGAUAUCAGCAUAAAGACUGAGCCAUCAGAGGAUAUUAUGGAGUAUGAUAUGGGAGCCCCCUCAAGCAGCAGUAUUGAUGUUGUAACACCAGUAGCAGUGGGCAGGAGUAGUUCUCCUUGGUUGGAAAGACGGCGGACAAGCCCAGCAAAUUCUUCUGGAGAUUCAGCAAUUGCAAGUUGUCAUGAUGGUGGAAGCAGUUACAGUAAAGAGGAACACGAGCAGAAAACUGACAGUCAUGAUGACAUCUCUUCACAAUCACUCUGGUCUAGUGACAUUGGUUACAAUUCAUUUAGAGUCAAGGAGGAACAGAUAUCUCCCUCACAUUACGGAGGUGCUGAACUGAGAGAAACCCACCUUGGAAAGAGCAACACUUCAGCACAGACUGCAUUUUCUGAUCAGGUCCCUGAGGUGUGGCAGCUGCCUGGCAGGAAAAAGAAUCGUAAAAAUAAACAAACAGUGCGCCACAUUACACAGCAUGUUGAAGUGGACAGCAGAGCCAGCUCCCCAAUGCCAUCAAUGCUCACUGUUGGUGGAUGGCCAUACAAUAGCCGUGAUGGGACAGGUGUGGAUGUCACUGAACCAAGUAGUUCAGAUAGUAGGGGAGACAGAUCUGAUUUCUGUCAGAAUCCAGAGGAACCACUGGCUGGUGUAGAAUCGAAUUAUCUUUCUCAGUUUGUUGCCUCCGUGAAAGAAGAACAGCAGGCAUCUACAGUGGCCAACCUGAGAGCUGCACUUCUGAGCAAGCAUAGCUUCUUGUCUGUCAAGUCCGACCAACCAGGAGAAGAUAAUCCUAUUAUUUUCGAGUACUUGCCUAAAGGGCCUGGAAAUAACUUGAAUCAUUCAGAAGAUGCACAUGAUUACCAACCAAGAGAUUUGUCUCCACUGACUUCCCAAUUUCCAGCACAGAGUCCUUCUAGGAUGUUGCAGUGUGAAGAAACUUCACCUGAACAAAUCUCACACAAGCGGGCUGACUCCUCACUGCAGAUCAAGGUAGAUAGUACUGAGGGAGUCCUGCCAUUGUCAAAAUCAUACAGGAAUGAAAAUUCAGGCCUUGACAUCAGUAAUGCAGUGGACUUGUUAAAAGAUGAAGAGGCAGAAAUGGGGACCAGCUUCAUUCCAGACAAAAGUUCAAAGAACUCCAAUUGCACAUCGCCAACCACAAGCUGGCAUCAAGAAGAGCUUGCUUGUAGAUUCUGUAGAAUGCAAUUUAGCAAUCCAGAAAAGCAUACAGAACAUGAAUAUCGACAUGCCUUAAUGAUGUUGCCAGUUGAUACUUCUGAAUACAUUAAUCCAACCCUUACAGCCAUGAGCUUUUAUGUGUUUCCUGGACAAGCUUUCCGGUAUCAGUGCUCAAAGUGUCCUGCCAGCUUCACACUGAAAUCAAAUGCUGAACGUCACGAGAAGACUGUCCACUACAAACUUAAUGAAUUUACUGUGAUAAGAAAGAAGUUUAAGUGCCCAUACUGCAGCUUUUCUGCGAUGCAUCAGUGUAUCUUGAAAAGGCAUAUGCGCUCACACACAGGAGAAAGACCGUAUCCGUGUGAAAUUUGUGGCAAGAAGUUUACUCGGCGGGAACAUAUGAAAAGGCACACGUUGGUGCACAGUAAAGACAAAAAGUACGUCUGCAAGGUCUGCAACAGAGUCUUCAUGUCAGCAGCCAGCGUCGGCAUUAAACAUGGUUCCAGGCGCCAUGGAAUAUGUGUGGAUUGUGCGGGUGGAAGUCUGAUGUCUCAGCUAGACCAGGAUGGUACAGAUGAGUCUCCAGAUGGAAUGUUCUCUGCAGAAAGUCAGUACCCAGAUGAUCAUGGGGAGGGCCCUUAUCCGGAUGAUCAUGGGGAAGGCCCUUAUCCGGAUGAUCAUGGGGAGGGCCCUUAUCCGGAUGAUCAUGGGGAGGGCCCUUAUCCGGAUGAUAAUGGAGAGGGUCCCUACCCGGAUGAUCACGGGGAGGGUCCCUACCCGGAUGAUCACGGGGAGGGCUCUUAUCCGGAUGAACACGGGGAGGGCCCUUAUCCGGAUGAUCACGGGGAGGGCCCUUAUCCGGAUGAUCACGGGGAGGGCCCUUAUCCGGAUGAUCACGGGGAGGGCCCUUAUCCGGAUGAUCACGGGGAGGGCCCUUAUCCGGAUGACCAUGGGGACAGAGAAAGGGAGAUUGAUGAAGAAAUGGCAGAUGGUGAGGAGGAGAUGAAGUGGAAGGAUGAUGUGAUUCCCCAGGCUGAUAUAAUUCUUGAAGCCAAGGAAGUAAUCGAUUCCCAGCAAGACCAAGAGAAUCAAGAAAUUCCUGUAGGAGAUGACAAGGAUUUUGCGUGGAUUUCCCAAGAAAUGUAGCCUUUAGGUUACUUUUACAUUCUAGAGUGCAUCAAUGCACUAUAGUUCUUUAGAGUGCUAGCUGUUUCACUAAUGUACACGUUAAAUUGUAGUCAGGCAGUUUUACAAGAACAUUAUAUUUACAAAGAAUACUACUCAAAGAUACGUACACCACAGUGAUUUUUCAGGUUCAUUGUCCAAUUGUGAAAUUUAGGAUUAGACGUUGUUAAAAUUUGGGGCAUUGUACCAGUGGUUCUAUACGCCUUUCUUAAAUUUCAUAAUAUUUUUGAAGGAUGUUGGUAAAUUUUGAGAUUUUGAAUCAUUUUAUUUAGUAUUGUUGUCCUAAGGAUGUUAAUUCAGAUUGCCCAUGUGAAUGCAGGAUCCAAAGCACAUUGCUAACAGUUGAGAGAUAAUGAAACAGACAUAGAGUAGCAAAAGUUUUAUCCAACUGUUUGCUUCCCAUGACAUGAUCAAUAAUUGUUCAAGUUAUCAUUCCCUCUUUCAGCUCAAAAAUGCAUCCAGAUGUGAAAACCCCAUCAUUUUGUGUGUUAGUAGAUUAGAUAACUUUGACAAAUUAUGUGCAAAAAAACUACAAGUGUACAUUCCCAUAAAAGAAGAUUCUCCACUCUGGAAAGAGUUGAGACAUUCCUUCAUUCUAUAAUGUCUAUAUGUGCACACAAAUUCUGCCAUAGAUUUAGUUUUGAGUUAGUGCAUUUUAAGAAGUGUUUCAUAAUGGGGUUUCUUCGCUAUGGCGGGUGUGAGUCAUGUGCUGCAUUGUGUUCUUUUAACAUUUUCAAUGUCUAUAUUUUUUGAGCUAUAUGUGAACAUUAAUUUUGGCUGUCAAAAACACAUGCUUUCACAAAGUUCAAAGCUGUGCCAGAUCUCUGUGCUCUUUAGACAAGGAAGGAAGGAGUUAACUUAUUUGUUGCAUUGAUAAAAAGGUAGCACAUUGCUUUUUUUUUAGUUAUAAUAUACACUAAAUACUGAAUAUAUACCAAAUUAUAUGUUUUAAUAGAAUUUACUUUGGAUACGUUACAGAUGAUUUUUGUUUAUCAUUUAGAAAAUGCAAAAAAACUGGAAUUGUUCAGUAUAUUUCAGAAAAUCAAAUCUUAUCAUGUUUUGGCUUGUUAGUGGUAAUAUGUGCAAAUCCUUACUAAAUUAAGCCAUAACUAUGGUUACUUUUUGAAAUCUAUAUUGUUGUAUUUCAAAUUUCUGCCUUUUACAUUAGGAGUUUUGCCUGAUGAAAGUUUUAAGAGUGCUGUGUGAGUAUGCUCUCAUAUAUAUUUAUUUUUUCAACAUGCUUUCAGCUGGAUUUAAGAGAGUGCUUAAAGCUGUUGAAAUCUUCUCUGCUUGGAAUAUUAUUCUAUAUGAUACUGACUUUGUAAUUAUAAACCUGUGUUUGUAUUCAAGAUGUGUUUAAUAUUCAGAGUUAGUUAUGAGUAGUGGGAGAAGAUGACUGUGCAUUGUACUGAUCUCUGUAAAUGUAGUAAUUAAAUUUUUUUAGGUGAUUAUGCUUUCUGUAUCUUAGGCACACCAAAGGUCUGCCUAAAGUUCAUGUGCUGGGAAUAGCUUGGAUAUACUCACACCCAAAUCAAACUUAAAUAAACUCGGAAUUGCUGCCAAAGCAAACAAGUA